Molecule: messenger RNA, 1481 nt
Organism: Ceratitis capitata (Mediterranean fruit fly)
Lineage: Eukaryota; Metazoa; Arthropoda; Insecta; Diptera; Tephritidae
Product: coiled-coil domain-containing protein 97
Exons: 1
Coding region: 165-1388 (407 amino acids)
Source: RefSeq, a predicted model, not a curated record
UGGGAAUGAAAGGGAAAUAAAUUCAUUGUGAACUGCGUAUUAUUUACUAUUUACCUAUAUGGUUCUAUAAAUAAAGUCGAAUAUAAUAAAUUACACACAAUUAAAGUCAAGGUUUUGGGGAGUCUCUAUUUAUUCAAAUUCUAAUAAAGUGCACACUUUAUAAUAUGACUGCAGAAAUAGUUGAGCCUCCCGAUGCUGGCAUCAAAGGCAAAGUUGAUACCGCAGGCGCACAAGAUUCCACAGCCCGGAUGGGCAAUCAUUUGUUUGUACCACCACAAAUGGAAGAAAUAAUCAAUUUUCUCAGCCUCAAUAAACAUAUAGUUUUUAAAUCUCAACAAAUUGAUGAUCCUGAGCUCUUACACGAGGAAAAGGUACAAAUUGCACGCGAAAUCUAUAGUAAAAAUGCUCAGACAUUUCUAAUGCGUUUCGGGAGUUUUAUGGAGGAGCGACAUCUGGCUACAUUUUCGGAAAUGGCUGUUACAAAUAAGGAGAAUAACGAAGAAAUGGAGUUGCUUUUACAGGACUACCGUAAUAAGUUACGUACCCGCGAACGUGAUGUGAAGAAUCGACGUUAUGCUGCUAUGCAACAACUAAUAUCCGAUGGUGAAUAUUUUAGUGAACAAGAAAUGAUGAAGCGUGCACCAGAGAUGUAUCAAGAGCUAAUAGGCCAAUAUUUAAGUGAAGCAGAAAAAAAACAACGCGACGAGUACGACGUCAAAAACACCACAUUCUCUGGCAUAUUAAUGCAUACAAUGGAACAACAGCAGCUGCAAGAUGUGCUUAAACUUGCAGAUAAAGAAAAUGUAAAAAGCACGCAAUUAGCGCGUGCCAUUGAAGGUGGACGUUACAAUGGCGAGGAUGAAAUAACUCAAAGUACAAUUAGUAGUGAAUACGAUACAAUGGGAGAGGAAGAGUAUGAAGCUGUAGAAGAAGUUGUACCUGCUGGCUUUCGUCAACAAUGGGGUAAUUUCGAUAACGAGCAAGUAGCUUGCUCCUCAAGCAACCGAGAGAAGAAACAAAGAAAAGAAAAACGAAAACAAAAUAAUUUAGUUCGAAAUGUCAAAAAUCAAAACGUAGACAACUUUAUUACAGCUGGCGAAAGGGAGUUAUUACGACAGGAAUUUAUUGGUAUAAUGCAUGAACAAUUCCUUAGUGGCGCUGACAAGGACUUUGAUUACACACAAGUCGACGACAAUACACAGUUGGAUGACCUGAGCCAAAUAAAUCAAGACAAAGAAGAUGCAUAUUUUGAAGAAAGCGACUACACAGAUGAUGAUGAAGAUAUCAUUAGAAGGGAAACACGAGAAAAUGUCUGCGAUGAGGAAUCCGAGGACGAGCUUGAUGUGUUUAUGAAUCAUCUCAAUAGACACCAUAGCUUACAACAGUAGUUUAUAGACAUAUACAUAUGUAUAUUUAUACUUAAAAUAGAAUAGCUGUGUAAAUAGUAGUGUAAAACUAAUAAAACCUAUUGCCACAUUAAA